Molecule: messenger RNA, 4140 nt
Organism: Physella acuta
Lineage: Eukaryota; Metazoa; Mollusca; Gastropoda; Physidae
Product: zinc finger protein 208
Source: RefSeq, a predicted model, not a curated record
GUACUUUGGUGACAGCUAUGCCAGAGACUUGGGCAUUUAUUUACAGAGGGUUGGUGUUGUAAACAAGAACAGUUUGAUCAAAAUGGAGAGCAAUGCUAGUGAUCUCUAUCCGUGUCAAUAUUGCAAAGUGGCAUUUUCAAAUGUUUCCUUUUUGAAGACACAUUUGAAAUUCAAACAUGGAGGAGAAGAAAUUGCCAAUUGGACUUUAGCUCUCACUUCUAAGAAUAGUGAACAUUCUUUCCAACCAUCAAGUUUUCAUCAACAUCUUACAAUUUUUAUGAAAAAAAAGGCUUACAAGUGUGACAGAUGUAAUAAAUGUUUUACAAAGCUUAGCCAAUUGAAGAAACACCUUACAAAUAGCAUAGAAAAAAAGACUCAUAAGGGUGACACAGAAAUUGGCCAUUUAAAAAAACAGCUAAAACAUAAUACUGUUGAAAAGCCUUACAAGUGUGACAUAUGUGGUAAAUAUUUUAUAAAGCUUUACCAAAUAAAGAAACACCUUAAAACUCAUACAGGAUUAAAGCCUUUUACUUGUGAAACAUGUGGCAACUGUUUUUUGCAGUUUGCAGGUUUACAGAGACACCUGCUAAUUCAUUCAGGAGAAAAGCCUUACAUGUGUGACACAUGUGGUAAAAGCUUUUUACAGUUGUCAAAUUUAAAGAGUCACCAUAGACAUCAUACUGGAGAAAAACCUUUCAAAUGUGGCACAUGUGGUAAAGGUUUCAAAGAAUGUAGCAGUUUACUGAGACACCAUAGAGUUCAUACAGGAGAAAAGCCUUUCAAGUGUGACAAAUGUGGUAAAUAUUUUACAGAUUCAUCAAACUUAACGAAACACUUAAGAAGAAUUCAUACUGGAAUAAAACCAUACAAGUGUGAUACGUGUGGUAAAUGUUUCACAGCAUUUUGGGAUUUAAAGAAACAUGUUAAAAUUCAUUCAGGAGAAAAGCCCUACAAUUGUGACAAAUGUGGUAAAUGGUUUAAGGAUCGUGACUACUUAAAGAAACAUGUUAAAAUACAUUCAGAUUAUAAGCCUUACAAGUGUGACAAAUGUGGUAAAGGUUUCACAACAAGUCAUUGUUUAAAAAACCACCUUAGAUUUCACACAGGUGAAUUACCUUACAGGUGUGACAAUUGUGGUAAAUCUUUUGUAUUGAAGAGCACUCUACAGAUCCACUCUACAAUUCAUACUAAACCUCAUAAGUGUGACAAAUGUGGCAAGCGCUUCAUGGAGCUAUUAAAGUUUCAGAAACACUGUAGAAUUUAUAGAUGUGAAAAGCCAUACAAGUGUGACAAAUGUGGUAAAUGUUUCACAACAAGUCAUUUUUUAAACAACCACAUUAGAAUUCACACAGAUGAAUUACCGUACAGGUGUGACAAAUGUGGUAAAUCUUUUGCAUUGAAGAGCAGUCUGCGGAACCACUUUAUAAUUCAUGCUAAACGUCAUAAGUGUGAUAAAAGUGGUAGAUUUUUCACACAAAGUAAAAGUUUACAGAAACACCAAGCAAUUCAUACUGGUGAAAAGCCUUUCAUGUGUGAAAAAUGUGGUAAAUGUUUUGCACUCCUGACUUAUUUACAGAAACACUGUAAAAUUCAUUUAGGAGAAAAUCCUUACAACUGUAAGAAAGAUGACAAGUUUUUCACUCACAUUAAAUCUGCACAGGAACACCAAAGAAUCCAUUCUGGUGAAAAGCCUUACAUGUGUGACAAAUGUGGUAAAUGUUUUGUAAGGCUGACCAAUUUACAGAACCACUGUAAAAUUCAUCUAGCAGAAAAGCCUUACAUGUGUGAUAAAUGUGGAAAAUGUUUUACAUUCUCCUACAUUUUACAGUCACACAAUAGAAUUCAUACAGGUGAAAAGCCUCACAAGUGUAACACUUGUGGUAAAUGUUUCACACUAGAAUCAGGUUUAAAGAAGCAUCAAAGACUUCAUACUGGAGAAAAACCUUACAAAUGUGCCAAUUGUGGUAAAUGUUCCAAUAAUUUAGCAGGUUUACAAAAACACCUUAAAACACAUACAGGAAAAAAAAAAUACUUGUGCAUCAUAUGUGGUAAAUGUUUAUCAGACACUUACACUUUACAGAACCACCAAAACAUUCAUAAAAGAGAAAAGCCUUACAAUUGUGACAAAUGUGGUACUCGUUUUGCACUACAGAGUACUUUACAGAAACACCAACUUAUACAUGAGAAAACCUUUUCAAGUUUACAGAGACACCUUCUAAUUCAUUCAGGAGAAAAGCCUCACAGGUGUGACACAUGUGGUAAAAGCUUCUUACAGUUUUCAAAUUUAAAGAGUCACCAUAGAUAUCAUACUGGAGAAAAACCUUUCAAAUGUGGCACAUGUGGUAAAGGUUUCACAGAAUGUAGCAGUUUACUGAGACACCAUAGAGUUCAUACAGGAGAAAAGCCUUUCAAGUGUGUCAAAUGUGAUUAUAAGCCUUACAAGUGUGACAACUGUGAUAAAAUUUUUUCACAGCUUACUUACUUAAAGAUGCACCUUAGAAAUCAAAACUUAGAAAAGACUUUCAAGUGUGACAAAUGUGGUGAAUUACCUUACAAGUGUGACAAAUGUGUUAAAUCUUUUGUAUUGAAGAGCACUCUACAGAUCCACUCUACAAUUCAUACUAAACCUCAUAAGUGUGACAAAUGUGGCAAACGCUUCAUGGAGCUAUUAAAAAUUCACACAGAUGAAUUACCAUACAAGUGUGACAAAUGUGGUAAAUCUUUUGCAUUUAAGAGCAGUCUGAGGAACCACUUUAUAAUUCAUGCUAAACGUCAUGAGUGUGAUAAAUGUGGUAAAUGUUUCAUACAAAGUAAAAGUUUACAGAAACACCAAGCAAUCCAUACUGGUGAAAAGCCUUUCUUGUGUGAAAAGUGUGGUAAAUGUUUUGCACUCCUGACCUAUUUACAGAACCACUGUAAAAUUCAUUUAGGAGAAAAGCCUUACAACUGUAAGAAAGGUGAUAAGUUUUUCACUCACAUUAAAUCUGUACAGGAACACCAUAGAAUCCAUUCUGGUGAAAAGCCUUACAUGUGUGAUAAAUGUGGAAAAUGUUUUACAUUCUCCUACAUUUUACAGUCACACAAUAGAAUUCAUACAGGUGAAAAGCCUCACAAGUGUAACACUUGUGGUAAAUGUUUCACACUAGAAUCAGGUUUAAAGAAGCAUCAAAGACUUCAUACUGGAGAAAAACCUUACAAAUGUGCCAAUUGUGGUAAAUGUUCCAAUAAUUUAGCAGGUUUACAAAAACACCUUAAAACACAUACAGGAAAAAAAAAAUACUUGUGCAUCAUAUGUGGUAAAUGUUUAUCAGACACUUACACUUUACAGAACCACCAAAACAUUCAUAAAAGAGAAAAGCCUUACAAUUGUGACAAAUGUGGUACUUGUUUUGCACUACAGAGUACUUUACAGAAACACCAACUCAUACAUGAGAAAACCCUUACAAAUUGACAAAACACCUUAGAAUUCAUACAGGAGAGAAGCAAGUGUGACAAAUGAGGUAAAAGUUUUUCUGAUCUCAAAAAUGAUUCUUGCAUGUCUUUUGGAGAUAAGCAUCACCUGAAGUGUCUUUUGAUGUGCCCUGUAUAGUGAAUGACCUUUCUUUGUGAAAUAUUGUUAAAGAUUAAUUAUUGUUUUCUGUUUGACUGUUAGCAUUUUUAAAAAAUUUAAUUUCAAGGUUUUUCUUUGUUAUUUUUUUGCUUAGUUUUGUUCAAGUUCAAUUGAGAGAGUGUGUAGGUGCUUAGUACAUUCUAGUAAAUUAGUUUUAAACUAAUAUGUACUUAGUUAAAGUCAGCAAGGUAGAGCAAUAUUCAAUUAAAAUGGUAAAUAUACGGCUAGUUGAAAACAUAGCUAUUUGAGAUAAAUCCAUGGUAAAAUAAAUGUGUGCACAAUUAUAUUUCUUACCAUUAUUACUUUUUUACAAUUCCACUUUUUCUAAGUGCUUAUGAAAAUAUAAAGCAAAAUAUAGCAGUAUUGUAAACCUUUUUAAAACUUUGACCUACCUAGGUGUAGCUAAAUGUAUAUUUAGCCUGUCUAUAGCUACAGGACAAAAUUUAGCAAACAAUAUAUAUGAAGUAUUAAGGAAGCAAUCAGAUGAGCGGAAUAUUACAUAUAUAGACUAUUAGUUUUGUUGUCUCUAA